GGCGCGGCCAUUCCGCGCAGGCGCCGCCCUCCCUCCCGCUGCCGCAGCGCCGAGCCGGGAGAAGAUGGAGAUCGUCAACCAGAUCGUCGCCAGCGGCUCCUUCCGAGUCGCCAAAGAACCCCUGGGCUUCAUCAAGAUCUUGCAGUGGAUCUUCGCCAUCUUUGCGUUUGCGACCUGCAGCACGUACUCCGGAGAGUUCCGGAUCAGCGUGGAGUGUGCAAAUCGUAGCGAGAGCAACCUCAACAUCAGGGUGCAGUUUGAGUACCCCUUCAGGCUGCACCAGGUGUACUUCAGCGCUCCGAGCUGCCAGGGGAACCGGCCCGAGCAGUACUUCCUCACGGGCGACUUCUCGUCCGCCGCCGAGUUCUUCGUCACCAUCGCCGUCUUUGCCUUCCUGUACUCGGCCGGAGCCCUCCUCACCUACAUCUUCCUUCAGAACAAAUACCGGCAGGGAAACCGCGGGCCCCUCAUCGACUUUGCCGCGACCUCGGUGUUCACCUUCAUGUGGCUGGUGAGCUCGAGCGCCUGGGCCAAGGCGCUGUCCGACGUGAAGACGGCCACAGACCCCGAGGACGUCCUGGAGCUGGUGCAGGCUUGCGAGAACAAGGAGAACAGCUGCCGGGCUCUCCACGACCCCGUCAUGUCCGGCCUCAAUACCUCCGUGAUUUUUGGUUUCCUGAACCUGAUUCUGUGGGGUGGGAAUAUCUGGUUCAUCUUCAAGGAGACGGGCUGGUCGGCGCCCUUCGUCAAGCAGGCCCCUCCAGCCGACCAGAAGCCCCCCGCGGACAGCCGCGAUGUCUACGGGCAGCCCCAGCCCUACAGCCAGGAGGCGCCCCGCUACGAGCAGGAGGGGUACCAGCCCAACUACGGACAGCAGGGCUACCCGGCGCAGCCGGCAAGCGACUACGGGCAGCCAGCCCCCACCUCCUUCUCCAAUCAGAUGUGAAGACCCCCCCCCCCAUUCCAGCCCUGGGUUGUGGCUCCCCGCUAGAAACUUAAAAGCACUCCCUCUGUCCUCGCACUCCCUUCAUCCCUACCCGCGCAUCCUCUGCUCCCCCCCAGGAGGGAUGCAGGCGGGUAUGAGGACUAUGGGCACCCCCUUCUCCAAUCAGAUGUGAGGCCCCCGCCCUGGGAUGUUGCUCCCCCUAGAGAGUUAAACGCAUUCGCUCUGUCUCCACACACCGUCCGGAUCCCUCCUCCCUUCCCGCACUCACUCAGUCCGGCCCCUCCACGCCCCGCUCUUCUUCCACCGCCCCCCCACACCCCAGAGUCACAGAGCCACCCUGAGGUGCAGUGGACUAUUCGACUGCCAGAGGCGUCCGCUUUUGCCGAUGGAGGGAGGGGUGAAGGUGCCACCUCUCCUACACCAACCCACCCAAAGAGCAAGGGGUCACCCGGGAAUAUCUCCACUCCUUGGCUCCUGACCUCUCUGGUCCCCUUCAUCUCUCUCCUACUGCCUUUAAUCUCUGCCCCCUCCUAAUUUCCCUCUUGUACCCCCCCACCACCGAUUCUCGUUCUAAUUUUGACUCGUGCUCCCUCCCAGUUAUUCCUGUUCUGGAUUCAGCCUGAUGAUUGGCCCCUCAUUUUGACCCUAUGUUACACCACCCCCCAAUGAAGUUUGUCCCCGAUACUUCCCAGACUUGCACAACCCAUGAAUGUCCACCCCAUCUCACCCGUUCUGGAGACCUCCAGUCUUAUUCGAACUCUUCCCAACAAGUUUAAACUCACCGCUGUGUGAUCCCCGAUUUUUACCCCACUAACUUCCUCCACUGUACUUCCCCACAAGUUCCUCCCGCCAGUCUGGCCCCAGUGCCUCCCCCCACCCCACUUGUCCACUCCAGAUUUUACCCUCAGCCUGUCUGCCCCACAUAUCCGUCCCUCCCUUUCCACCUCCAAAUUCCCUCCCUGCCCCAAAUCACUCCCACCUCUCCUUCACAAUUUAACGCCCCCACCUUUUCACCCUGUCUUCCCCUCCCCAAUCUCCAACCCUGUCCAAAUUAAUUUGAGACCCUGCAUCUGCCCCCUCGAGUUUUAUCCACAAAUCUUGAUCUGCUUUGUGCCCCGUCCCCCAUGAACUUGACCCGUUUUGUGACGGCACCUCAUUUUCUUCCAUCCCAUCACGCAUGUGAACUCUGUCCCACCCUCCCUCUCAGCUCCAGUUGUCCUUCACGUGUCCUGAGGUCAAAAUAAUUCAAAAUAGAAGGGAUUAAAGACUUGGCCACUGGGAGUGUGCGAUGGGACAGUGAGGAUGGAGUUUCACUCUGUGUCUGACCCCGGGAGUGUGUGAUGGGACCGUGUAGAGGGAGCUGCAGUCUGUGUCUAACCCUGGGAGUGUGUGAUGGGACGGUGUGGGGGGAGCUUCACUCUGUGUCUGACCCCAGGAGUGUGUGAUGGGAUGGUGUGGAGGGAGUGUCGCUCUGUGUCUGACCCUGGGAGUGUGUGAUGGGACGGUGAGGAGGAGUUUCACUGUGUGUCUGACCCCGAGAGUGUGUGAUGGGAUGGUGUGGAGGGAGUGUCACUCUGUGUCUGACCCUGGGAGUGUGUGAUGGGACAGUGUGGAGGGAACUUCACUCUGUGUCUGACCCUGGGAGUGUGUGAUGGGACGGUGUGGAGGGAGCUUCAUUCUGUGUCUGGCCCCGUGAGAGUGUGAUGGGACAGUGUGGAGGGAGCUUCACUCUGAGUCUGACCCCAGGACAGUGAUGAUAUCCCUCCUUACCUUCCUGCCUCCGAUUGGACACAGUAAAGCACCUAUUCUUAUCCUGUUUGUGUUAAAUGUGUGAGCCUGCCAGUUUGGUGGUUGUGUUUACAAAUCAUUCCCUGCUAUAACAAGGGAUGUGGGAAACCCAGCUGAAGUGUACAGUGGGAUUUGAUUUCAUUUGUGUUCAUGCCCCUCUCUCCCUCCUUCCAAAUUUUGGACUGUCAAGCCUUGACCUUGGGACUUUUGUCUUAUUCCGUGCUGCUCACCCAACCUGCUAAUCCACCUCACCCAUCCUUUCCCUGCGGAACCCUCUCCUCUGUCAGAGCAAGCCCCAGGAAUAAGGCCAUCGGCACCUUUAUCCCAGACCCUCGCUGGCCCUGCCUGUCCCCCCACGGGCUCCCUCGCUGGCCCUGUCUCACCCCUUCGUGCUCCCUCGCUGGGUCCUCUCCCCCCCGGGCUCCCUCGCUGGCCCCGUCUCACCCCCUCGUGCUCCCUCGCUGGGUCCUCUCAGGGGCCCCGUCUGCCCUUUUCACCAGCACCAUCUCCCUGAAGACAGGCAGAGGAUACAUCCCCCAAACCAGAGUCCCACCCCCACCCACACCCGCACUGCCACUCGACUGCUGCUAGCCCCUCUGCUUUAAAAAUAAAACACUUUACCCUGAGCCAGUUCCCUUUAACAAACUCUCAGCAUCGGAAGUCGAGCAUAAACAAUUGGGGAAAAACUUAGUCUCUCUGUGUAUACAUAGGUAUAAAUAUCUAAAAACAGCAGAGUCCCGGGGGUUAUCGUGUGUUUUCUGAAAUGUGUUUGUGUAUUUAAACAGUUGUAUUUGUGUGAUUGUCCGAAUAGUAUUUAUUCCAUAGUUUAAGAUAAUAUAUAUUGUAAAAUCGACAUUGAAUUGAAAUAAAAAUGGGGUUAUAUUCAGAUUGAUGCAUGAAGUUCC
Mobula hypostoma (lesser devil ray) is the source of this 3639-nucleotide messenger RNA. RefSeq names its product synaptophysin-like. Gene Ontology annotation, cellular component: synaptic vesicle membrane; synaptic vesicle; presynaptic active zone. Lineage: Eukaryota; Metazoa; Chordata; Chondrichthyes; Myliobatiformes; Myliobatidae. The transcript is spliced from 6 exons. Bases 65 to 946 code for a protein of 293 amino acids. The record is from RefSeq and is a predicted model, not a curated record.